UCGCCCUUGCUUUGCGACGCUCUCCUUUUCGCAGAGCGUUGGUUUAUCUUCAAAAUUUAGGAUUUAAGCCAACUUUUGACGCUUCUACAAAAAUGUCUUUCACUGAUGAGGAAUCCUCGGUCCUUCAACAUACCACUCAGCCAAAGAUGGAGAGCUUCUUGUUCACCUGCGAGCUGUCGUCUAAAGUACCCUUCUACACUUUCCAAGGAGACGAAGAAGAGGAUCUCGAACACUUUCUGGAACUUAGAACCAUUUGCCUUGGUGUGGGAGCCAAGGAGGAGAGUAAUGUGGUGGAGGUAAUGGCCAUUAAUCACCUGGGAAAGAAAAUCUCAGUACCCAUAGCCAACCUUCACAUCAAGUGUCUACCCAUGGUGAGUCUGGGAGAGUUUGAGCUAAAAGCUCCAGUGACUCUACGACUCAAAGCUGGAACAGGACCAGUUUCUGUCAGUGGCCUGCACCUUAUCGUCUCACAGAAUGAAGACUCCGAUCUGUCUGAGGAGGAAGAAGAAGAAGAGGAGGAGGAAGAAGAGGAUGUUGAGGAAGAAGAGCUUCCUGCUGUCAAACCAGCAAAGAAGAAGAAGAAGAAGAACCAGUAGACAAAGAGGACACUUAAAUGGAUGUGAGAAGUGAUCAGGUUUUUUUUUGUACCAAAUGGACAGAUUUUACACCCUCUUCCACACAGCUGAGCGCAGUGGCAGCUAAACAUGCCGUUAAAAUGAUUGGAUAAGACAGUUAUUUGAAUAAGAAGUGUUUUUUGAUAUCAAAAUAUUCACUCUUUUUUUUUUUUUAUUUUUUUUUUUUUACUGUGUAUAUAGUGACAUUCCCGUUGUAGUAAUUUCACUGCACCAUCACUGGUGGGAGGGAGAAAAAAAACACGCCUGUUGCCACCAGCCAAUGCUAAUAUCAUUUAUAACAUUGUGUUUGUCCUGUUCAAGGAAAACAUGUUCUGAAUUAAAUAGAUUUAUAUACAGUUCAAUAAAUGUUUGACAAUAAUCCUCAAUGUUGAAAAUAAGUUUUGUUCAGAAUUUUGCAUACACUCAGGAAUGCAUCAUUUCUGUGCUUUUUGUGAUUUAUCCAAGUGGUUCUCGUUUCAGGCUGGUUUAUUAUGCAACUUCAAUGGAUUUCACAGCUUAUUUUACUGUGCAUUUUCUUAAAUCAUACAGAUGCAUCUCAGAUUAGAAUAUUAUUGAAAAGUUCAUUAUUUUAGUAUGUUACACUGUUUUCAAGCCUUUAUUUCUGUUAUGAUUUUCUGCUUGCAGAUAAUGAAAACAUUUAAUAUUAGACUAUAACACUGGUCCAAUAAACAUUUUCAAUAUA
Messenger RNA from Xiphophorus maculatus (southern platyfish), 1317 nucleotides. It is a transcript of the gene npm3, whose product is annotated as nucleophosmin/nucleoplasmin 3. The coding region runs from base 93 to 596 and encodes 167 amino acids. NCBI's taxonomy places the organism in Eukaryota, Metazoa, Chordata, Actinopteri, Cyprinodontiformes, Poeciliidae. Gene Ontology annotation, cellular component: nucleoplasm; cytoplasm; nucleolus. The transcript is spliced from 5 exons. Gene Ontology annotation, biological process: chromatin remodeling. The record is from RefSeq and is a predicted model, not a curated record. Gene Ontology annotation, molecular function: RNA binding; histone binding; chromatin binding.